This is a messenger RNA of Haplochromis burtoni (Burton's mouthbrooder), 5347 nucleotides long. RefSeq names its product pleckstrin homology domain containing, family M (with RUN domain) member 1 (gene plekhm1). The transcript has 12 exons. The record is from RefSeq and is a predicted model, not a curated record. Bases 247 to 3453 code for a protein of 1068 amino acids. Lineage: Eukaryota; Metazoa; Chordata; Actinopteri; Cichliformes; Cichlidae.
AGUUCCCAUGAUGCACUUCGUUUUCAGUUGGAUGGUGACAGUCGAGCGUCUAAAGUCGAGCUGACUUCUGCUCUAUUUUUAGGUGUUUUGGAAGCGAUGGAGAGUGACUGCACGGAUUUUUGUGCCUCUAACGUGCAGCUCCCGUGUUUACGUUAGUUUAAGGAGGACACGCGCUUGUUUUUCGACCUGUUAGCCAGGCUGUUUGUUUCGUGUGCCAUGUUGGAGUAACUUAUUCCAGGAGGUGCCAUGCUCGCCACGCAGACUGAAGCUCACCACGAGACUAAGGAUGUUAAAAAGAUCAAAGAGAAGUUGGCGCAGUCGCUCAAGGCCCUGCAGAAACGAUAUGUAGCGUCAGACUCGGUAGUCACCAGUGAUGAUUCCGAUGCUAACCUCCUCUGCUGUGCCCUGGAGGCCAUCUUCAUCCACGGUAUCAAGAGCAAGUACAUCCGCUCAGAGUCUCGAAGCAGCAGUAGGAAAGGGGACCGUGGACCCCUCCCUCAGCCUUUUUUCUGGAGCCUCCUCAAGAGUGUCACCCACCGUGAUGUGAUCACAGAGCUGGAGAAGAUAAGCUUUGUGGGCACUGAUGUGGGUCGCUGCCGAGCGUGGCUACGGCUGGCCCUCAACCACGGCCUCCUGGAGUGCUACCUCGUAUCGCUGUUCCGUGAAGACUCCAAGCUGCAGGCCCAUUAUCAGCCCAGUGCCUUGCUCCUGAACCCGGAGGAGCGAGAGGUUCUGCUCAGCUACCUCCAGGGUCUGGCCUCCCUCACAUUCAGCCUGUCUUACAAGUCAUCUGUCCUCAAUGAGUGGACCACCACGCCUCUGGCUCUUGCCGGACUCUGCCCUUUGUCCCAGGCAGACUUACUCGACCUGCCCCUCAAUGGUGGAGACCCUCCCACCUCCAAACCGAUAUGGAAGGAAAUUUGGGAUACAGUGUCUCAGUCAUCGGGUUCUUCGGACGCACUGGAUGUACAGAGAGGCUGCCCAGUUUUAGUGGGGAGGGGAUCAGAUCUUUUACAAGGGAGUCAGACUGCUCUUCGUUCUUCUAAUUUAAGCCUGGAUACCACAGGCUCCUCUCAGCUGUCCUCCAGCUUGAGCUCUGACAGCCUUCUGCAGGGACAGGACCCCCGCAGCCCGACAGGAGAGCAUUGGUCUUCAUGUGACUUGGAAGCAGCCAUUAAUCCCAACAUCUGCACCAAGAGGCCACAGAAAGACUCGCUGACUGAUUUCCGGGAGAGCGGACACUGCAGUCAGGACUCGACACAGGAAGACUCAUUUGUCUCCAGCAUGGGUCCUUCUCAGUUCUCUGAGAAGGGUAUUAUCAGUGACAGUGAGCCCCAGGCUUCUGAGUACCAGCCUCCAAACUUUGGACAGCUUGAUUUAGAGCAACCAGAAACAACCACUGAGCUGCAGUCAUCUGAUGAUGAUAAGUGUCCCGCUGAAGUCUGCAAAAGUGCCUCUUCAGAAUUGCACUCGGACAUAUGUCUUGUCUCAGCAGUCAGUGAACCUGCAGAACCUGUGGAGGAAGUAAGUGUCACUGUUGAGCCUGUCCAGGAAGAGAAGCCAACAGAAAGCUCUGAAAAAACCAACGCAGACUCUGCAGUUCAUCAGUGCCCACGUCGCUCUACAAGCAUCUUGAGCAGAAAGCCAUCUUCAGAUUCACUAUCACAUUCUUAUUCUUGGAUCUCAGACGAUGACAUUUAUAAGCCCCAUCUGGAGAAUUUGCCGGACAGCGAUGACGCACCUGUCUCUCCUCCCGCACCUGAGCCCAGCAUCUCGCCGUCACGUCCAAGUGUCGUCCAUCGCAGACAAAUAGGGCUGUCAAACCCCUUUCGAGGAUUGCUGAAGCUCGGUCACCUAGAACGACGCAGCGCCGUAGGAUUAUGGCGCGACUACUACUGCGAGCUGUCACCCUUUGAGUUCCGCCUAUAUGGGAAUGCAGAUGAACGGACAUGCUGCGAAAACUGCUCCCUGGUGCGAUGUGAAGACGUUCACAUCACCUCAACUGACGGCCGCUUUGACUUGACCUUUCCUGGAAAACGGCUUUACCUCCGGGCGGCCAAUCGUGACGAAGCUGAGGACUGGGUGGACCGGAUUAUUGAGGCUGUCAACAAAAGCCGACCAGUACCGCAUGGCGAGCAGUGGGAGGUGCUGCACACCGGGUGUGAGAAUGGUGUGGAUGAACGUGCAGUUUCUUCGCCACCCUUGUCCCCUUCCAGCCCUGAGCAAGGCCCGUCUGGUUCUGAUGCUUGUGGAGGGCAGGAUUCUCCAUCUCCUCCUCAGCAGGAAUUUGACUGGACAUCGACUACAAAUUUAGAAACGGAUUCCAUCAAAGAAGCUGUUUUGUACUUCUCCACAGAUCCUGAGGCCCGGACGUGGGAACGUAUGGUUUUCUCUCUCUCCUUGGAGACCUUGAAAGGAUUUCUCGUAAAAGAAGGAAGGAAGCUACAGCGGCUAAACUACCCUGUUGAGGAAAUCCGGGAUGUGGUACCCGAUGUUUCUCAGGGGGGACCAGCCUUUUUCAAGCUCCUGACAAUUCGAGAAACACUUAGAUUUAGAGCGGAGAAUGACAAGGAGGCUCGCUUUUGGAGGAAGUUUAUCCGAGAGGCUCUUGACUCAUACCUGGAGAAUGGGGAGUGUGAAGGCUCUGAGGUACCUUUGGAAGCGACUGGAAAUCUGUACAGACUGGUGCAGCAUAGGCUAAAAGAAGAUGGAGCACUUCUUGUUCACCUUUUCAAAGUUCCCUCAGAGAAGGGCCUGGACACUCAGGGCUUCAAAUGUGCAGGCUGUCCUCAGAAGAUUGGACUGUCACUGGGCAGAGCCAGGUUAUGUGAGUUCUCUGGGCUGUACUACUGUGAGUCAUGCCACAAAGGUGACACCUCCAUCAUCCCCUCACGCAUGGUACACAACUGGGAUGUCGCCCAAAGAGAGGUGUCUAAGAAAGCCCUGUGGCUUCUGAAGCAGGUAGAACAAGAGCCUCUGCUCAACCUGGAGCAGCUGAACCCUGAGUUGGUUGCGCACACAGAGUCCAUGGGUCAGGCCCACGAGCAGAGGCAGAAGCUAUGCCUUCUGGGUGAAUAUCUGCGUACCUGCCGCAGUGGAGCCUGCAAGAAACUCCAAGCGAGAAUGGGGCAGCGAACUUACCUGUUGGAGUCAAACCACCUGUACAGUGUCAAGGACUUGCGACAGGUAGCAGAGGGCCAGUAUGUAAACUUUCUGCGCAGGCUGGUGCAACAUGCCUCUAAUCACGUGUUCAGCUGCGACCUUUGCACCCAGCGUGGCUACAUUUGUCAGAUAUGCCACUCUGAUGACACCAUCUUCCCCUUCCAGUUUGAGACAACCACAAGGUGUGAAGAUUGCAAAGCUUUGUUUCAUAUAAGCUGCAAGGCUGAUGAGCAGUCCUGUCCUCGCUGUCAGCGGAUGAGGAAAUACAUGGAGAGGGAUCUGCAGGACUGAGCACGGUCAGUAGGGACAGUGCUGAGCUGUGAGCCACGGGGCCAGACUGUUAAACGUAAGCUGGUGGAGAGUAAAGAAAACAAAAUUUAGCUUUCACAUGAUGUAACCUCAAGUGCAAUUAUGAGUUUGCCUGCCCUAACUGACUUAAAGCAAGCAUGAAGAUGAAGGUAUUUGAAGUCACAGUGCUACAGUAGCUAGACUCUCUUGCACUAAUGUAGAGGCAUUCAGAGCCUCGUGCUGCUCACAUGAUGCAGCCAAAUGUUACUGACCAGUGAUUUAAAUACCUCUCUGAUUUCUGAUUCAGCCACGACAUCAAAAAAGGCCUGGUCAGACGUCGAGGGUGCUGCCAAUCUAUUGUAUCCAAACAUUUUUUACAGUUGGCCGUUUUCCACUGCAGGAACUAAUAAGUAGCUUGCACCAUUACCUAUUCUAAACUCAGGAAUCCCCACACCCACUCCUGUAAAACCUCUUGUAGGACUGCUUCUGGAUCAGAAUCUACUCCAGGAUAACAGCCUGUACUUAGAGGUUCUUAACUACUAUCAAACACUACUUCUUUUUUUUUUUCUUUAGUUUCAGAACAAGAAAAUCUUUGAAAAACCCCAAACCUAUUCGAACAAAGAAGAUUAGGAGUCUUUCAAAUUGUAAAAUUUAAGUGGAUAAAACGAAUGACAACCAUCAUCAUCUGGUUUCACAGAUUCAUAGUUUAACUAGUGGGUUAAUAAUUUUGAAACUGAGACCGAAAUCAAGAUGGAAAGUCUCGGAGACUGCGUCAAAGACUUAUUUCAGUUUCCUGAACCAAAACAUACUAAUCUGGUAAAAGCUGUAAUGCACCGAUCAGUAGAGAAAAACCAAGGUAUGAGCAGAAAUCAUAGCGUUGCCUUACCCUUCGCCUUUUUUUUUUUUUUUUGGUGCAUUCAGGAUCUCCACAGAUUGUAAGAGAUGAUCAUGGGGACUUCCUGUAAACUUGGUUCCUGCUACAAGUUUGUGCAGUGGAAAGGUGACCAUUCACGCCCUUUACUUUGCUUGUCACAUCAAUGUCUUCUUAACCAUCAUGUUUACACAAAAGUGAUCCACAGUAUGUUUUCUGUUUCUCUCAAUGCACAAAUUAUUCAGACAUGAUUUCCAGCAUUAAUAUUUAGUACUGUACUUGUAGAAUAAUGAGAAAUGUUUUUAUUAACAGAUCUUGAUUGUGCCUUCUUUUUUUUUUAAUUUAAGCGUUACAGUUUUCCCAUGAUAUCUCACUAUUACGGGGCCAAAACUUUUUUUUUUAUACCCAUAAUCAUGCAAUAAAAAAAUUAGAUUGAUCAAUAAAAAUAAUUUGUGUAAAUAUGAGCGCUUUGUGGAAUGUUUCUCUCUAUAUAUAUAUAUAUAUAUAUGUGUGAUUAAACAGGCAAUUGUUAAGGCUCACAGAGGAGAUUUGUUUAUGCUGCUUAUUCAUGCAUUUAAUGAAAUAAUUUAAUAAUAACUGUGUGGCAAAAACAUUAAAAAUGAAGAUUUGAAAUGAGUGUUUAUAAAGUUUAAAACGUAAUUUGCAUAUUUGCACUCGGAAAUGACUGUUAAAUGGAUAUUUCAGCUGAGUUAUUUGAGCUCUGAUAUCUUCAGCCACAUUAAAUUAUCCCUAAACUAAAAACCCAGCUGUGUUUAUGAGCUUUUUUUUUUUUUUUCCCCUUUUCUUUCAUUUUUGACUUUGAACUGAGAAUCAUCAGACUUCUCUGGGGUCUGCAAAGAACAAAAAUAAGUUGAAGAUGUACUGAACUCCAUUUUGUGAUAUGCAGAACAUAUCAUAUGCAAAGGGAAAAUUGCAUAUACUGCAGUACUGUUAUUUCCGGAUUUGUAUUUAUUUUGUCUCAUUAUGUAUGAAUGACUGUAUUGAAAUAAAUGUCAGUGUAUUUGA